This is a messenger RNA of Pundamilia nyererei, 1074 nucleotides long. RefSeq names its product H6 family homeobox 3b (gene hmx3b). NCBI's taxonomy places the organism in Eukaryota, Metazoa, Chordata, Actinopteri, Cichliformes, Cichlidae. Gene Ontology annotation, biological process: regulation of transcription by RNA polymerase II. Gene Ontology annotation, cellular component: nucleus. Gene Ontology annotation, molecular function: DNA-binding transcription factor activity, RNA polymerase II-specific; RNA polymerase II transcription regulatory region sequence-specific DNA binding. The record is from RefSeq and is a predicted model, not a curated record. The transcript is spliced from 2 exons. Bases 202 to 1074 code for a protein of 290 amino acids.
CUGACUCAGUGAUCUCUGCGCUCUCACGCUGAUCAUUCUCGUGGGGGGGAAGCUGGGCACAGCUUUACGCGACUUUCUGAGUUUUCCCUCCAUCUUAUGCGAACUAUUUUAGCUCGGACUUUAACGCCAGAGAAUCCUUUAGAUCUGUUUAAUAUCUUUUUUCAGCUUUUGAUGGUGAUCCCUGUCGGACAGUAAACGGUGAUGGCAGACUCUGAUACUCAAGAGGCUCGCCAACCUGCAAAAGACUCGCCGUUCUCCAUAAAGAACCUGCUGAAUAUUGAAGACAAACCCACGAAGCCAAAAAGCAUCCUCAGCUCGCACAAGGGGGUUUUGGAAGGCAGUUUCUUUUCUCGGCUCGGUGAUUUGUCUGUUCCUCGAUUUGAGCUGCCAGCACAGAGAAUUGGACUAUCCGCGCAAUAUCUGGAAAGAGCAUCUACCUGGUGGUACCCCUACACGCUUGGAGCACAUUUUAGGACUGGAGGGUCUGAGAAGGUCAGCUUAAGAGAAGCAUCACAGGCACCGGACAGGCGCUCUCCGGAUCUCCAGAAAAGUGAUCAAGAUGCCAAAGAUGAAAGCGCCGACGAUGACAUCGCCCUGGAUGAAAGUGACUCGGAGGAGCCAAAGAAAGAAACAGACCAGGAGGACGACUGGAGGAGAAAAAACGACGAGCUGGACUCCGAGAAGAAGCCCUGUCGGAAGAAGAAGACGCGCACCGUGUUUUCCAGAAGUCAGGUCUUUCAGCUGGAGUCCACUUUCGACAUUAAGCGCUACCUGAGCAGCUCAGAGAGGGCAGGCCUAGCCGCGUCUCUGCACUUAACCGAGACGCAGGUGAAAAUCUGGUUCCAGAACCGGAGGAAUAAGUGGAAAAGGCAGCUGGCCGCCGAGCUGGAGGCGGCCAACCUGAGCCAUGCGGCGGCACAGAGGAUUGUGCGGGUUCCCAUACUCUACCACGAGAAUGGAGCCCCAGAAACGAGCGGGGGCCCUGCUACAAACUCACCGGGCGGCCAGGCACUCCUGGCUUUCCCCCACCACAUGUACUAUUCUCACCCAGUCCCACUGCUGAGACCCGUUUAA